Messenger RNA from Eptesicus fuscus (big brown bat), 2368 nucleotides. It is a transcript of the gene GRK4, whose product is annotated as G protein-coupled receptor kinase 4. The transcript has 16 exons. Gene Ontology annotation, cellular component: cytoplasm. The record is from RefSeq and is a predicted model, not a curated record. NCBI's taxonomy places the organism in Eukaryota, Metazoa, Chordata, Mammalia, Chiroptera, Vespertilionidae. Bases 558 to 2261 code for a protein of 567 amino acids. Gene Ontology annotation, molecular function: ATP binding; G protein-coupled receptor kinase activity. Gene Ontology annotation, biological process: signal transduction; regulation of signal transduction; protein phosphorylation.
CAGCCGCCUCAGGUGGGGGCGAGGGGGCGCUGGAGCUCCGCCCUCCGGGAGCCGUUAGCGGAGAGCCGGCCGCGCUGCGAGAAGGAGGCGGCGGCGGCGGCGGCGGCAGUAGCCGUCGCCGCCGGGGGCGGUGGCCCUGCUGGGAGCCCUUCCCUGGGGUCGGGCUCGUUGGAGACCCGUGGCCCUGAGGAGAGCUACGCGCGCGGAGCGGGGGUGAUGGGGCCGAGAGCGCGGGCGGCGGCGCGGCGGUGGUGACCGCGGAGAAGCCCGGAGGCCGGCCUGCCCUCGCCCCGCGUCCCGUCCCCGCCGGCGCCCCGGGCCGGCGGCGGCAGCGUUCGCGGCGGCGGCGUCGUCGCGGCAAGCGGGCCCGGGGGCGGCGGCACGGGUGGUGGCCGUGGUCGUGGCCGUUACGGCGGAGCAGCCCUUCCCGGCCGAGUGCGGGGCCCGGCGGGCGGGUGCGGGCCGGCGGGCGCCGCGCGGAGGCCCCGGCCCCGCGUCCUCGAGCCCGCGCAGCCCGGCUGCGGAAGCAGCGAAGGCGUCACCGGCGGCGGCGGUCCAUGGAGCUGGAGAACCUCGUGGCGAACUCGCUGCUGCUGAAGGCGCGCCUCGGAGGAUAUGGCAAAAAAAGUGGUCGUAGUAAAAAAUGGAGGGAGAUGCUGAAGCUACCCCCUGUUAGCCAGUGCAUCGAGCUUAGACAUUCCAUUGAAAAGGAUUAUAGCAGUCUCUGUGACAAGCAGCCAAUAGGAAGACUGCUCUUCCGGCAAUUCUGCGACACCCAGGACAGCCCGAAGCGGUGCAUUGAGUUCCUGGAUGCGGUGGCAGAAUAUGAAGUCGCCCUGGACGAGGACCGAAGAGAGCGUGGACAGUUAGUCUUAGACACGUUCUUCAUCAAUGAGACCGCGGCCGCCCCUUUGCCCCGGAUUUCUGCCCGCGUGGUGAGAGCGUGCAGGCUGCGGCUGAAGGAGAUCCCCUCCAAAGAGCUGUUCAAGGAAUGUGUCAGAGUUGUCCAUCGCUUUUUAAGUGGAAAACCAUUUGAAGAAUACCAAGAAAGCCCAUAUUUUUCUCGAUUUUUACAGUGGAAAUGGCUGGAAAGGCGGCCAGUAACAAAGAAAACAUUUAGACAUUACAGAGUUCUAGGAAAAGGUGGAUUUGGAGAGGUUUAUGCCUGUCAAGUGAGAGCUACGGGGAAAAUGUAUGCCUGCAAAAAGCUAGAAAAGAAAAGAAUAAAAAGGAGGAAUGGGGAAGCCAUGGCCCUGAAUGAGAAAAGACUCCUAGAAAAAGUGCAAAGUAGAUUUAUAGUGAGCUUAUGCUACUCGUACGAAACCAAAGACUCCCUGUGCUUGGUGCUCACCCUCAUGAACGGAGGGGACUUGAAGUUCCACAUCUACAACCUGGGCAGCCCCGGCUUCGACGAGCCGAGAGCGGUGUUCUACGCGGCGGAGCUGUGCUGCGGCCUGGAGGACCUGCAGAGGGAACGGAUCGUGUACAGAGACCUAAAGCCCGAGAACAUCCUCCUGGACGACCGUGGACAUAUCCGGAUUUCAGAUCUUGGCUUAGCCCUGGAGGUCCCAGAAGGGGAGACAGUUCGCGGACGAGUUGGAACAGUCGGCUACAUGGCUCCUGAGGUUAUCAAUAAUGAACCCUACGCCUACGGCCCGGACUGGUGGGGGCUCGGCUGCCUGCUCUAUGAGAUGAUUCAGGGACACUCUCCCUUCAGAAGAUUCAAAGAGAAAGUCAAGCGGGAGGAGGUGGAGCGGCGCGUGAAGGAGGACACGGAGGAGUACUCCCCGCGGUUCUCGGAGGACACCGAGUCCAUCUGCAGGAUGUUACUCACCAAGAACCCCCAACAGCGCCUGGGCUGCAUGGGUGACGGAGCCGCUGGCGUGCGAAAGCACCCCGUGUUCAAGAGCGUUAACUUCAAGAGGCUGGAAGUACACAUGUUAGAGCCCCCGUUCUGCCCCGACCCGCAUGCGGUUUAUUGUAAGGACGUCAUGGACAUCGACCAGUUCUCCACGGUGAGAGGCAUCUACCUGGACGCCGCCGACACCACCUUCUACAGCCAGUUUGUCACGGGCUCUGUCUCCAUCCCCUGGCAGAAUGAGAUGAUCGAGUCGGAAUGUUUCAAGGACAUCAACGAAAGUGAAAACGAGGAAACUUGGGACUUGCGUCUAGAAGACAAAAGCUGCCACCUGGGGCCAGCCCGCCCGCGGAGGGCAGGCUUCUUCCACAGGCUCUUCAGCAGAGGGGGCUGCCUGAAUUAACCCUGGAGCUGCCCGCGGGACUGGUGCAGAGCCGACCCCACGCCCGGAGCUGCUCCGUGUUCGUCCUCUCUCUGAAUUGCAAUAAACAGGUCUGACGCAUCUUAAAA